Messenger RNA from Chara braunii, 3438 nucleotides. Lineage: Eukaryota; Viridiplantae; Streptophyta; Charophyceae; Charales; Characeae. The record is from the annotation of a GenBank genome assembly.
GACCGGUUCGACACACGAUCGAGUUGGUCGAAGGUGUUGUUCCUCCAAAGAGUUGUGUUUACCGUAUGAGACCCGGCGAGUUGGAGGAACUCCGGUGGCAGAUCGAUGAGAAGAUUGACAAAGGGUGGAUCAAACCAAGUGAAUUUGAAUUUGGUGCUCCUAUGUUGUUUGUGCCAAAGAAAGGAGGCAAACUCCGCAUGUGUAUUGACUAUCGUAGUCUAAACCGCAUCACAAGAAAGAAUGCUUACCCAUUGCCUUGUAUAGAUGACUUGCUUGAUGCUGUAGGCGGGUGGAAGGUCUUCUCCAGGAUCGAUCUCAAGUCUGGCUACCACCUGAUUGAAGUCGAUCCCGCGGACCAGCACAAGACUACGUUCAAGACGCGCGAUGGGUUUUAUGAGUUUACCGUAAUGCCCUUCGGUCUUACGAACGUACCAGCCACGUUCCAAAGCCUCAUGGACAAGGUCGUCCGCGAACAGAUUGGCCGGUUCGUGGUAGUGUACCUGGACGAUAUCCUGAUUUUCAGCAAGUCCAUGGAGGAACACCUCAAGCAUCUUGAGGAGGUACUUUCCAUCCUCAAGAAGAUGCAACUUCAUCUCAACUUGGAGAAAUCCGAGUCUGGGAGGGAUAGCGUCAUCUAUCUUGGGCACCGGUUGUCUGUUGCAGGCCUAGAGCCUGAGGCAACCAAGAUUGAGGUCAUACGCGAUUGGCCUCAGCUUGUGAACAUUCGUGAAUUGCGUUCUUGUUUUGGUCUCGCGUCGUACUAUCGAAAAUUUGUACCCCGUUUUUCUAUCAUUGCUCAUCCAUUGUCGCAACUAACCAGCAAGAAUGUGUCUUCUUCCUGGGAUGCCGCGUGUACGAAAGCAUUUCGAACUCUCAAGGAAGCCUUGGUAAGUUACCCGGUACUCCACAUCGCAGAUGCCAAACUGACCUUCGUAGUUACCACGGAUGCAAGUCAGUAUGGAAUCGGUGUGGUGCUGCAACAAGAUGAUAGCGAUGGCCCGCGGCCACUCGAGUACUACAGCAAACGAAUGUCCAGCGUAAAGGUAGCCACUUCCACCUACAUGCGCGAGCUCUACGCUUUGCGCAUGGCAUUGGAUCACUGGAAACAUUACCUGUUGGGACGCCACUUCAAAGUGUUCUCGGAUCAUGAGACCUUGAAGUGGAUCAAAAUGCAGACUACUCUGUCCCCUACCUUGCUUCGCUGGUUUCAUGAGAUUGACAUCUUCGACUUUGAACUCAGACACAAAAAGGGUUGUUACAAUCGAGUCGCUGACGCAUUAUCUCGCCACCCUGAGUACAUGACUUGCCUUGUGAAAUCCUACGACCUACGGAAGAAACAGAAGGAGGAACUCGUAGAGCAGACAGCCAAGGAUCCGAAACUCACGGAGAGGCGAGCGGAUCCUUCCUGCUGCGUCGGUGGUGGAGGUAAAGAGGAGAGAGAGCGACGGAUCCGACGUGUCUCGGAAAGGAGGAUCGUCUUCUUCCGCGGGCUAGGACGCCAUAACCGGCAGAGGUUCUCAUCGUCGAAGGUGUUGCUCGGGAAGCCAUAUCCAAGAAGAACAAGAGAAAAGGAGACGAGAGCUGUAGUUGGAGAGUUGAUUGUAAUCAUGCAGACAGUGUAUCGUCGAUUCGGGGGUCCGACGGCGACUAUGGCGGCGGCUGCGCCACUGCUGCUGCUGGUGCUUGUCCUUCAGCUGGCAGCCCAUGCGUCCGCCAUUUCGCCCCCCGCGGAUUCGGUUCGGAUCAACUACUUCAGCGCCGCCGGGAGCGGCUGUCCUCCCGGGACCACGCAGGGGUCCAUUUCCAAUGACGGCAAGGCGCUGACGGUGAUGUACGGCAACUACACUGCCACGACGGACGGGGCGCUAGCGGAUCAAAGGAAGGCCUGCACUGUGACGGUCGGCCUCAGCUAUCCACGUGGCUUCGUGGUGAAGGUGGGGACGGUCACACUGCGCGGGUAUGCUAACCUCGAGAAGGGCGUGACGGGGACGGUGAAGACGCAGUACUACUUCUCUGGUCUGUUGGGGACGGCGAAAGUCAGCCGCACCAUCAAGGGUCGCUUCAACAACAACUUCGAAUUCACGGACCAAUUUAUGUCCGCGGUGUACAGCAAGUGUGCGGUGCAAAGAGACCUAAAUCUCUUGUCGGAGGUGCGCGUUAAUCCCGGCAGUUCACGAAAGAAUGGAAUCGUCACCAUCGACUCUCAGGAUCUGGCUCUCGUGCAAGUCUUGCAACUCAUCUGGGAAACCUGCUAGUCUGUCACGUGUCAGUGAACGUCUGCCAGCCGGCGAAUCAUUAGCGGAGUAGAAGCCAGUAGUAUCAAAGCUACGCAGGUCAGCUGAUGGAUGAAUUGGUCGGAACGCCAAGCGACUGGUCAGGAGGUCGAUCCGGUGGUCGGCAGGUCGAGGGACUGGUUGGUAGGUCGAGUGGCGGGUGGGAUGGUGGAGCGGGUGGUCGGGAGGCAAGGUCGAGCGACUGGUCUUAUGGGUUAGGGUAGAGCGGCCGGUCGGACGCUUGAGCGGCUGGACGGUAAGUCGAUCGAGUGGCCGGGAGGCAAGGUCGAGUUUCUGGUCUUAUGGGUUAGGGUAGAGCGACCGGUCGGAAGCUUGAGCGGCUGGACGGCAAGUCGAUCGAGGUGCCGGAAAUUGUAGUAGGUGGACUUGGCGUCAGUGACGAGAGUCCUCAGACAACUCUGCGUAGGGCAGUCUGUGCCUCUUUUCAUACAUAUAUGUGUAUGUGUAUUUAUUGAAGUCGCAAGGGAUUCUGUGCAUGACAAUGCCACAUUGCCACCGAGCGUAGGUGUUAUUUUCUUGAAGGAGUAUUUAGUCGGCGAAAAGUCCUCAUCUUGCCCGCAGUUUGGCUCCGCUUUGUGCUGUAUGGCGCCCUCUGCUUCCGUUUUUGUGGCGCACUUCCUGUUUGCACAAGUCCCCUGCGGAACUGCAAGGAACAUGCGCGUGUGUGUGUGCAUGUAGGACUGGUGAUUCAAUGGUUUGUCGUCUCCGGAAGCAAAUGUACGGCAAUUGCUUUUCUUUCUUUCGAACGGCGCAUAGCUGUCCUCUUCCAUGAGCACUUGACGUUGACUGAGCGCGCUCUCAGCUUCCCAUGGCCGACCGGCUUUUGCCACGUGUCCGUUUUUUCUGAUAACGCCGGUGCUGGCGAUCUUGAUGGAUUGAACUUGCAGUGUGCUCGCGAUCUUCGUUUUUUGCAAAUUAUGUGUGCUCACGAUCAUGAUGAGGACGUAGAUAGUCGGAAGUGUGAAAAAAAGAGAGGUCUGUCCGUGCUGCUAUCGUUGACCAUUGAUGAUGCACACGCUCUGGCCAAUCUGCACUGAAUGGGAAAGAUCGGAAUAAGUCUAAUCGAACCGCACUUCGAAAAUGGAUUGAGAUUGCGGCGAUUCACUGACGAUAUUGAUGGAUUGAAAAUGCUGUGCUGGCCAUC